CUUCCUGCCCCUCCCCUCGCCCGCCUCCCUCCCGGCUCCCGGAGCUCCGGCGGCAGCCGAGGCGGUGGAAGCGGUGUCGAUGGCGGUGGAGUAGCCGGAGCGACAGCGCGGCGGCUGAAGGGGAGCGAGUCCUUGCACCGCCCCCUCGGGGGCCGUCGGCUAGACCAGGUAAAUAGAAUCACAUAAUAUUGCAGCCAUGGAGUCCAUGCUGAAUAAGUUGAAGAGUACUGUUACAAAAGUAACAGCUGAUGUCACCAGUGCGGUAAUGGGAAAUCCUGUCACCAGGGAAUUUGAUGUUGGUCGGCACAUUGCCAGUGGUGGCAAUGGGCUAGCAUGGAAGAUUUUUAAUGGCACAAAAAAGUCAACUAAACAGGAAGUGGCUGUUUUCGUCUUUGAUAAAAAGCAGAUUGACAAAUAUCAAAAAUUUGAAAAAGAUCAGAUCAUUGAUUCUCUGAAACGAGGAGUCCAACAGUUAACCCGGCUUCGACACCCUCGACUUCUUACUGUCCAGCAUCCUUUAGAAGAAUCCAGAGACUGCCUGGCCUUUUGUACAGAACCAGUAUGUGCAAGUUUAGCCAAUGUUCUUGGGAACUGGGAAAAUUUGCCUUCCACGGGGUCCCCUGAUAUUAAGGAUUAUAAACUUUAUGAUGUAGAAACAAAAUAUGGGUUGCUUCAGGUUUCUGAAGGAUUGUCAUUUUUACAUAGCAGUGUGAAAAUGGUUCAUGGAAACCUUACUCCAGAAAAUAUAAUAUUGAAUAAAACGGGAGCUUGGAAAAUAAUGGGCUUUGAUUUUUGUAUACCAUCAACAAAUCCUUCUGAACAAGAGCCCAAGUUUCCUUGUAAAGAGUGGGAUCCAAAUUUACCUUCUUUAUGCCUACCAAAUCCUGAAUACCUCGCUCCUGAAUACAUACUUUCUGUGAGCUGUGAGACAGCAAGUGAUAUGUACUCCUUAGGAGCUGUUGUUUAUGCUGUAUUUAAUAAAGGCAAACCUAUCUUUGAAGUCAACAAGCAAGAUAUAUAUAAGAGCUUCAGUAGGCAGCUGGAUCAGCUGAGUCGUCUGGGAUCCAGUUCUCUUCAGAACAUACCUGAAGAAGUCCGGGAACAUGUGAAAUUACUUUUAAAUGUAACUCCAACUGUCAGGCCAGAUGCAGAUCAAAUGACAAAGAUUCCCUUCUUUGAUGAUGUUGGUGCAGUCACGCUACAAUAUUUUGAUUCAUUAUUCCAAAGAGAUAAUCUUCAGAAAUCACAGUUUUUCAAAGGACUCCCGAAGGUUUUGCCCAAACUACCCAAGCGUGUGAUAGUACAAAGAAUUUUGCCUUGCUUAACCUCAGAGUUUGUAAACCCUGAUAUGGUACCUUUCGUUUUGCCCAAUGUUCUACUAAUUGCUGAGGAAUGUACCAAAGAAGAAUAUGUGAAGUUAAUUCUGCCAGAACUCAGCCCCGUCUUUAAGCAGCAGGAGCCUAUCCAGGCCAGCAACAUGAUUUUGUUAAUUUUCUUGCAAAAAAUGGAUUUGCUGCUAACCAAAACACCUCCAGAUGAAAUAAAGAACAGUGUGCUGCCAAUGGUUUAUAGAGCCUUAGAAGCUCCUUCAAUUCAAAUCCAGGAACUUUGCCUGAACAUCAUUCCAACCUUUGCAAACCUCAUAGACUAUCCGUCCAUGAAAAAUUCUUUGAUACCAAGAAUUAAAAAUGCAUGUUUACAAACAUCUUCCCUUGCUGUUCGUGUAAAUUCAUUAGUGUGCUUAGGAAAGAUUUUGGAAUACAUGGAUAAGUGGUUUGUACUUGAUGACAUUCUACCCUUUCUACAACAAAUUCCAUCCAAGGAACCUGCGGUCCUCAUGGGAAUUUUAGGUAUUUACAAGUGUACUUUUACUCAUAAGAAGUUGGGAAUCACCAAGGAGCAGCUUGCUGGGAAAGUGUUGCCUCAUCUGAUUCCUUUGAGUAUUGAAAAUAAUCUUAAUUUCAAUCAGUUCAAUUCUUUUAUUUCGGUCAUCAAAGAAAUGCUUCAUAGAUUGGAAAUGGAACAUAAAACCAAACUGGAGCAACUCCACAUAAUGCAAGAACAGCAGAAAUCUUUGGAUAUCACCAAUCAAAUGAAUGCAUCUGAAGAGACCAAAAUUCCUAAUGCUGGUAGUCAGAUUGACAAGGUCUUUAACAAUAUUGGAGCAGAUCUUUUAACUGGUGGUGGAUCAGACAGUAAAGAGAAUGGGGUGCAGAAUACACAGAAAAGAGCAUCACUGACACUUGAAGAGAAGCAAAAGUUAGCAAAGGAACAGGAACAGGCCCAGAAGCUGAAAAGUCAGCAGCCGCUGAAGCCCCAGACCCAUACCCCCGUGGUGCCCAUCAAACAGACUAAGGACUUGACAGAAACUUUGAUGGAUAACAUGUCGUCUUUGACCAGCCUUUCUGUUAGCACUCCCCAAAUUUCAGCUUCCACCAGCUUCUCUUCAGUCCCAUCCAUGGGGAUGGGCAUGGCUUUUUCCAAUACAGUUGAUAAUACAAAGAGAAGUUUGACAAAUGGCCUAAAUGCCAGCAUGGGCUUUCCGACAUCAGCGUUCAGCCUGCCAGCCAGUGCAAACCAGCAUCUCUUCAGCGGCCCAGGCACGCCAGCAGCGGCCCACAUGACUCUGGGGACGCCCUCUGGUUUACCGAACCUGCAUACUCGGAGGGCUUCUGCUGGAAUGUCGCAGCAGACGCCUCACAGACCCACUGAUAUGUCUGCUCUGGACAGUCUGUUUGGGCCUCAGAAACCCAAAGUCAGCAUGAACCAGUUGUCUCAACAGAAACCAAACCAGUGGCUUAAUCAGUUUGCACCUGCUCAAGUGUCUCCUGGGACGGGCAGCUCAGUGAUGGGCACACAGCUGAGCAUGGCAGGACAGCCUGCCUUUGGCUUGCAGGGCAACCCUUUCUUUAACCCACAGAACUUUGCACAGCCAACCAAUAUGACUAGCAGCAGCUCAGCUAGCAAUGAUUUAAAAGAUCUUUUUGGGUAAGGCAUCUCAUGUUCCUUUUGAAGAAUUGAUUGCAUUUUAAUCAUGGGGAAGCUGAUUUCCAUCUUGGUAUGUUUGAUUGAAUAUCUGGCUUGGAGGAACUUUCCCUGCAGGAAGGAGUCUGAGAGAUUUGGUGGAGGAAAACAAAGGCGUCCACGUCAGCAUUGUAGUGAUGUAGAAUCCUGUCAUUUGUACACAUUGAAUGCAGUUUGAUUUGUUCCCUCCUGCCUUCUCCCAUGUCCUCCCCCCCCUCCUCAGUGAUCUGAAGGCAUGGCCCUGAACCAGGCUGUUCAGAGGCGAACACAUUGGUGUCAGUGGCUUGUCUCUCCCUGCGUAACUUGGUAUGACAAAUCAGGGACAAAAAGGAGUCGAUGGCAUUUGCAGGUUUUAGCUGCCCAAUGCCGCCAGGGUCCUUAUGCCACAGCUUUUAAGUCUUCAUUUUAAUUUGUUUUUAAUCCACUUGCUUGAAUUGAUUCCUGAAUUGGUGUUUCUCUAAGUAAAGCAAACUGUAAGCAUAUAGAAAGGAUCAGGUCGUUUGGUUUUCUCAAUCCUUAAACAUUUGUUGUUUUCUAGACAGUUCUCACAAAUAUUGCAAAAUUUCACCCAUCUUGCUUCUCAUUGGUUCAAACUGUAAAAGCUUCAUAAAUCAUCAUAAGUGCAAGACGAAUCAUUGUAAAACCUGGUUGAGCAUGGUCUGCCUCAUGGCAUAGUGGGUUUUGUUCCUGGGUUCCCCAGGAGUGUGUGGGAUUAUUUGACUCUUUCUUCCUGUGCCCAAUGGAGCAGAGGAGCCCAGUUGGUUGGGCGCAAUCAGUUGGCACAGUUUUCUGUUGCAGGGCAUUGCCCUGUCUCUUCUGGCCUUCUUAUUAUGUUUGAAUUGAAACUUGUGAGGUUGCAUUUUCCAAGGCAGAUUUGUAAGAAUCCAAGUGUAUUUGGUGAAUAAACUUUUAAAGUUUAUGCUGUAUUGCUCCAAAUGUAAUAAACGUUACUUCUCCAAAAAUGAGCAGUCGUAUCUUCUGCUUGCCAACAGUGAUGCUCAGCUUGCCCAUGGUACAGUCUGACCUCUUCUCCGUUAAUGCCACUGAAUAUUAAUUGUUCCUUUCCUAAGAAUUUCAGGAAGCUUUAUUCUAGCAUUUUGAAGUUCAGAGUUGACCAUUUGGUGGAAGGAAACAAUUCUUUAACAUUUUUAUAGAAAACCUACAUGCUUUAUUUUUUAAAGCUUUUCACUGAUGACAUUGUUCUUUCAUUUGCUGCUUUGAAAAACAAAAAAAAACCACAGGGCCUUACACUGUAAAUGUGAUUUGUAUUUUGUUAAAUUAUAUUUCCACAGUUAAUGCAGUGAUAAAUUUAAACACAUCUUUCAAAGAAUGUGUGUGUGUGUGUGUGUGUGUGUGUGUAUGUGUAUGUGUGUUAUGAUUACUGCCUUCAUAAUUUUAUUUUGAAUUAUCUGGGACCAGCAAUGGUUUUAAAUAAACCAUGUGAAGUUCUGUGUGCUAUUGAUAUUCUUUGUAGGUGUCCUGGCUUAUACUGAAUUUGAUUAUAAAAUGUGAUUGAAUGAUUAAAAAAACAUUCUUGCUGCCAACAUAUGAUAUGAGGGGACUUUUUGAAAAAAUAAAUCAACUUUCACAUCUGAUUUCUGCAUGAGCUGUACUUUAUUAUCUGUCAUCUUAGAAAUUACUUAUAUGAGGAGCUACUUGUGAUAUUUUGCUUCAGGAAUGAGAAACAUCAAUAAGGAAGUCAUUUUGCUAUAGAAAAGUAUAUUUGUGAUAUGAUUGCAUUCUCAUAAGUGUGUUUUUAUAACAAUGGGGGGGUUUGUCUUGCUUGGAAAUGUCAUGCAUGGAAUGAAUGUUUGAAAUUUAUUUUCUUCGUGAUACUUGAAGUAAUCACUGUUUAGUAGAGGCAUUUUCUACUUAAUGUAGAGGUGUGUUCUCCUCAGGAGAAGCCACAGGAAAGCCAGAGUUUUUCCUAGGCGGUUUGGAGGGUAGGAGAUUGGGAAUGGUCACAAGCAAUUCAUGAAUAUCAUCUGCGGAGCCUCCCAGAGGAUGGUAAUCAUUUUUGGUGGAAGAUUAGUACCCAGCUUGGUGAAAUAAGGGAUCUUUUGCAGUAUUAUUUCCAAUCACUUGUUUCUAAUCGGAAAUUAAUUUUUCAAACUUUUGGAAACAUAAUUGAGUUGUAUUCCAUCACUUUUUAAAAAGACACCCUCCAUUCAUUUCACGCACACCAUAGAAUUUUACUUCGGUAUAUUAGUUGCUUUAAGUGUCACUGCUCUGCUCCACCAAGAAAUUAUUUUGGGAAAAAAAUUGUUAGGAUAAGUUAAGUUUUAAGAGGGAUUGGGAACUCUGUGAACAGGUACAUAAAAAAAAAAUCACAUGGUCUACAAGAUUAUUUUUUGUCUCUUUGAAUUGGAACCCUACUGUUUAGAAUAGACCUUCAAAAUUCAAGAAGGAAUUUGUAAUGUGAUAAACAGUUGUGCCUACCAAGUUUAUGCUUUUCUCCAGGGAACAGAGCAGAGUUGUGUGCACCAUUCCACAAGGAGAAACAACUGGACUUUUAUUUUCCUUUUCUCACAUUGGGUUUCUUUCCUGGAGCUUAAGUGAACCAAACUCACUGAUAAAUGUCUACUUCAUGGCAUUGAUGGAAAUCUCAAAUGUGAUACAAUGUGUAAAACGCUUUGCCUUUGAAUCAGAAUACUUGUCGUGUUUAAUGUUGUGUUUUUUUUGUUACAUUUCUUACAGACUUAUGAGAACAAACUUCUUAUCAGAAGCAAAUUUGUAAGAAUGUUAAAAUCAGAAUUUUCGAGAUGGAAGGGACCUGAGAGACCAUCAGGUGUCCUUUUUUGUUUUGUUAAUUAAACUUUCUUUUUCCUCUCCCCGCCCAACCCCCCCCCCCACUGCCCAGGAAAAAAAUUAAAAGGAAAAACAAAACUCUUGUAAUAAAUAUGUAUAACAGUGCCACAUUGGCCGUGUCCAUGGUGUGUGUCUCAUUUUACAUAUAUGAUCCAUCACCUCUUUGCCAGGAGGAAGGUACACGAUUGCACAUGGCAUGGAUCAAUGUUCUUAAGUCCUUCAAAGUCAUGUUAUUGAUGGUUUAAAUUCUGAUUGAGCGUGUCUCAUUUUAUUCUGCAUCAGUUCAUACAAGUGUUCCCCCGUUUCUGUGAAACCGACCCCUUCAUGAUUGCUUACAGCACUGUGAUGAUGGUGAUGACAAUAAUAGCAGUUAUGUAGCACUUACUGUGUUCAGAAGUGUUUCCUUACAUGAAUAUACCACACUUUGUUUAGCUGUUCCCCAGUUAAUAGGCCUCUCCCCUUCGUCUCCCUGCCCUCAAUCCUCUGUAGUUUUCAGUUCUUCAUUGUACAGAGGAGGCUGCUGGGACCCAGGAAAAUAAAUGGACUUUCCCAAGA
This is a messenger RNA of Dromiciops gliroides (monito del monte), 6387 nucleotides long. It is a transcript of the gene SCYL2, whose product is annotated as SCY1 like pseudokinase 2. NCBI's taxonomy places the organism in Eukaryota, Metazoa, Chordata, Mammalia, Microbiotheria, Microbiotheriidae. The record is from RefSeq and is a predicted model, not a curated record. The coding region runs from base 197 to 2992 and encodes 931 amino acids. Gene Ontology annotation, molecular function: ATP binding; protein kinase activity. The transcript has 19 exons. Gene Ontology annotation, biological process: protein phosphorylation.